GGCGCACACGUAGCGUGCCAGGCUGAAGUGGGCGGGUCCACGCAGGCGCCCGCGGCGCGAGGGAGAGGCGAGCGGUCGGUGCAGUUUUGGGGGUUGAAUAUAACUUGCAAAUAACAUGUCUCCUGAAGUUGCCUUAAACAGAAUUUCUCCAUCACUUUCUCCUUUGAUCUCCAAUGUGGUCAGAAAUGGAAAAGUGGGAUUGGAUGCAACUAACUGUUUAAGGAUUACUGAUCUGAAAUCUGGCUGCACAUCAUUAACUCUUGGGCCCAGCUGUGAUCGAUUUAAGUUGCAUAUUCCAUAUGCUGGAGAAACACUAAAAUGGGAUAUAAUUUUUAAUGCUCACUAUCCUGAGUUGCCACCUGACUUUAUCUUUGGAGAGGAUGCUGAAUUUUUACCUGAUCCUUCUGCCUUGCAUAACCUGGCCUGCUGGAAUCCUUCAAAUCCUGAAUGCCUUCUGCUUGUUGUAAAAGAACUUGUACAACAGUAUCACCAGUUUCAGUGCAGCAGAUUACGUGAGAGCUCUCGGCUCAUGUUUGAAUAUCAAACAUUACUUGAAGAACCUCAAUAUGGAGAAAACAUGGAAAUUUAUGCUGGCAAAAAGAACAGCUGGACUGGUGAAUUUUCAGCUCGUUUCCUUCUGAAAUUGCCAGUGGACUUCAGCAAUAUCCCUACCUACCUUCUCAAGGAUGCAAAUGAAGACCCUGGGGAAGAUGUUGCUCUUCUUUCAGUCAGUUUUGAGGAUACAGAAGCUACUCAGGUUUUUCCCAAAUUGUAUCUCUCUCCUCGAAUUGAACAUGCUCUUGGUGGAUCUUCUGCCCUUCACAUUCCUGCUUUUCCAGGUGGAGGCUGCCUUAUUGAUUAUGUUCCCCAAGUAUGCCAACUGUUAACCAACAAGGUUCAGUAUGUUAUCCAGGGUUACCAUAAGAGAAGGGAAUAUAUUGCAGCAUUUCUUAGUCAUUUUGGAACUGGAGUGGUAGAAUACGAUGCCGAGGGUUUCACAGAACUCACUUUAUUGCUGAUGUGGAAGGAUUUUUGCUUCCUUGUUCACAUUGACUUGCCACUGUACUUUCCUCGGGAUCAGCCAACUUUGACAUUUCAAUCGGUCUAUCAUUUUACUAAUAGUGGAGAACUCUAUUCGCAAGCCCAGAAAAACUACCCCUAUAGUCCACGAUGGGAUGGCAAUGAAAUGGCCAAAAGAGCAAAGGCUUAUUUCAAACUAUUUGUCCCUCAGUUCCAGGAGGCAGCCUUUGCAAAUGGAAAACUCUAAAAAGGGGAAAAAACAACCUCAUCCUGAGAAAAUGCCAAACAGAUUCUUGUGCCCACAUGCUUGUCAACAGAUUGCAAGAUAACUUCCUGAAGCUUGGGCUUCAGCAUUUAUUGGAGGGGGGGGGUUGCCUCUGGAGUUUCAUUGUGAUCAUCAUAGACCGAACUCACUCUGAAUACAUAAUGAGGACUUUGGCUGAUUGACUUCAAUACAGGGUCUUUUUUUCUUUCCCCUCAAUCUUCCCAUAUGCAGAAACAUUGCUUCCUUACUUGCUUGAUGGAAACUCAAAAUGUAUCAGAUAAAUGUGAUUUUUUUUCCUUGUGUUUUACUUAUUUCUAAAUUUCUUUUUCUAUGCCAGUGUUGAGAGUUUUCUGUGAAUUUCUGCAUGCUGGAAUUUCUGUUUUUGACACAGUAGAAGUAAACUGAAAAUAAAUGUACAAUAACAAUGUCA
Molecule: messenger RNA, 1715 nt
Organism: Candoia aspera
Lineage: Eukaryota; Metazoa; Chordata; Lepidosauria; Squamata; Candoiidae
Gene: BABAM2
Product: BRISC and BRCA1 A complex member 2
Exons: 12
Coding region: 116-1267 (383 amino acids)
Biological process (GO): double-strand break repair
Cellular component (GO): BRISC complex; BRCA1-A complex
Source: RefSeq, a predicted model, not a curated record